Messenger RNA from Caenorhabditis briggsae, 507 nucleotides. The transcript has 5 exons. NCBI's taxonomy places the organism in Eukaryota, Metazoa, Nematoda, Chromadorea, Rhabditida, Rhabditidae. Bases 1 to 507 code for a protein of 168 amino acids. The record is from RefSeq and is a predicted model, not a curated record.
AUGGGACCUGACAUUUUCCAGCUACUUGUGUCACUGUCGCUGAUUUCGCUCUCAUCAAGUGAUGCAACCGUAAGGUGCACGGAUUUAGACCCAACACAAUAUUUAUGCAAGAACUAUGCUGUGGAUCCAAUAACUCAGCAGUCAAUCACAUGCUCUGCAGAUAAUUCUGUUCAAGUGAUGUGCGAGACAGCAGAACAUGUAAAAUGUAUCGGAAAGGAUAACCAAUUCGGAGUAUUCAAUAAAACGGUUCCCGAUGCUUGCCACUACGGAGCCCAUGUAAACUACACAACGGCACUACUUCUAUCAAUUUUCCUUGGCUUCUUCGGAAUCGACCGCAUCUAUCUCGGGUAUUACGCUCUCGGUUUCGUGAAGAUGUUCUCUUUGGGUGGCCUAGUCGUUUUCUGGGUUGUCGACAUAAUUCUCAUCAGUCUUCAAUUGCUUGGUCCGGCCGAUGGAACUGACUACGCAAUGGCUUACUACGGACCAAAAGUCCAGAGAAUAAGAUAG